This is a messenger RNA of Anguilla anguilla (European eel), 6220 nucleotides long. It is a transcript of the gene prima1, whose product is annotated as proline rich membrane anchor 1. The coding region runs from base 1553 to 2023 and encodes 156 amino acids. NCBI's taxonomy places the organism in Eukaryota, Metazoa, Chordata, Actinopteri, Anguilliformes, Anguillidae. The record is from RefSeq and is a predicted model, not a curated record. The transcript has 4 exons.
GUCAAAAUGUCGUUUAAAUUAAGACGGUGUGGUGGAUCGAUUGGGUUGUUCUCGUUCGACUGCUUGCUUCUCAACGGGCAAAUUCCACAAUUUAGGGUCUUUAAAAACCACUGUGUAUCCAAAUGAAAUAUCCACACGUCAUAGUGAAUCAAACAGUAUAACUCAUCUUUAGGAUUAGACUACCCCUCAAGGGAACGUUUUAUUGGAAAGUAGCUUUGCUAGAAGUUCAUCAAAUAAAGCCCUGAACUGAGUAAGAAGUUCGAUUUCUUGGAACACAGCAGCGUGGUAGUUUAAAGGUUAAUGUGAUGCUUUACUAGAAGGAAAUGGUGUGCGUAUCCAACUAUCGUCCAACAUAAAUUUUCUCUGAUGCAAAUGCACAAUGGUGCUAAACAGUGGUAAGCAGGACAUUCCGACUUAAACGGAUGUUGAAAAGAUAAUCGAGUGAAAACAGUAAACUGCAAUGUGCCAGACGCAGGCACCCCGGUCAAAAUCACUUCGCUGAUUUUACUUUCCCGUCCCUUCAUCUAUUGACUUGUUUUCUCUAUCAUACAGCAUGGGCUAGCCUCCCCACUUGGGUUCACGUCUCUCUCACUCUUGGACUCGCUCUGUGUAUUAGCUGACAGACUGACGCCGUGACCUACCCAAGCGUUUCUUGAAGCCCAUCUUUGCAAGCACCGUGGAAACUGAUAUUUGAACUGCUUGAUUAUCUAUUCGCCGCUCAUCCAUUUCUUUAAACGCACGGAUCAUUUGCACUUCCCUGACGUCCGUAAUUAUGCAAUCUGCCUAUUUUACUUGGGAUUUUAUUUGAAAUAGGCAGCAAUGUGUUGAAAGGAUUGCAUCUCCUUUUUCGGGACUGCAAGUGUGGGACGCACUAAUGCUGGACGCCGGGUGGACGUGGUUUUUCCUCUUGCGCUUUUAAGCAAGUGUCUGGAAGAGGGAUGAAUACCGUCAUUUAAAGCCAUAUAGGCUCUUCCCCUGUGGGGUUACGCAAAUUUGGGUAUACUGUUGACCAAACUGAAGAAGUCGGAAACCGGACUGCCGCUUUGGGGUGAGAUGCAUAACUAUAAAUAUAAUUAAUGAAUACAUAUAUUUAUAAUUCCUUGCCGCUCCAACUUUAUUGGCGUUAGAUUAGCACACAUAUCUGCGCCAGAAAAAAGAGGGAUAUCAAAUUUAAGCCUAAAUCCGUCGCCCUGUACAGUAAAUCUCAUUGAUUCCCAUCUUCGAAGAACUUAGUCUUCAGCGUUGUGGUUGAUAGCGACUAGAGCGCCCCUUUCAAUUUCCCAUGGUGAUAUUUUUUGGUCGCAGUGCAACUUUCGAAAAAUGAAAUUGACAGGAUCUGUCCACGCAAGGCGUAUGAUUUUCAAGGCGCUCACAUGCUACCAAUAACGAAGAUUCAAGGACAAGAAUGUGUCAAAAACUGUUCCUGGAAUCGUCUGUUUCACAUUUCGUCGCCUAACUGGGGAGAGUGGAUUAAGUUGCUCAAAACAGCCCAGUUCUAUGCGUCCAAUACUUGUUUACUUACCACGCUGGUUGUGAGAAGCGCAAAGGAGGAAUGCUGAUCCGAGACAUAUUGCCGCUCAGCUUAAGUUUUUGGCCUUUUCUGUUUGGUCAUUGCUUUUUCACGUCAUUUUUACUUUUGUUUCAGUUUACUCAGGGGGAACUUCAAAAGUCAUGCUCGCGGACUAUUGUGGAGAAGGUGGGAGAAAACUGCCAGUUGGCGUGCCAGUGUAGACCCUAUCCUCCUCUCCCACCCCCGCCUCCGCCGCCACCGCCCCCCAGACUACUGGUCAGCACGGUGGCAGAAACUAAUGUGCCCCAGCUGAAGCCAUGGUGGAAGGAGAUAGUAGUAUUAGGCACUGUUGGAUGUGCCUCUGUGGCCUUCCUCUUGUUAAUUGUCAUUAUCUGCUACAAGGCUAUAAAGAGGAAACCACUGCGGAAGGAGGAGAACGGGACCAGCCGGGGGGAGUACGCUAUGAGCUCCCGCAACAAGAAGACCGUGGACACCAACAACGCUGUGGUGUAGAGGACUCGCAGACAAGAAGCAGACAGAUCACAACAACCACCACAACUCCCCCAGGCCCCCUCUCCACCAAACCCCGGUCCGCGAAAAAGCAACGAGGGUGGUAACAUAAAUUUAAUGCACCUUGCCAGUUGUGCUCAUGCACGUCGGCUUCGCUAGCAAUUUAGAAAAAUAGAGCCAGGAUAAGACAGGGAGAGAAGAGAAGGAAACACCGUGUGGGGAGUGAGACAGGCUGAGCUCUGAGGCUCUGAGCCUCCUUAACAUGCAAAGCUGGACAGUGCCAUUCUGAACAGGAAGUCGUGUCAGCUGAGGAAGGGUUGACAGCCGGCGCCGUGGAAGAUGAACCUGUCAAUCUGCACGGCUUCCAGAAAUGACACCUCAGAGACACUUUCAAUGAUGGGAACACUUAAUUACAAUAACAAGAAGAAGAAAAAACAAUGCAUGCAGUUUCCAUGGAAUGCAAAAACCCUCUAGAUUUUUCCACGUCUCUGUUUUUCUUCUUGAGUUCACAUUUUAUUUUGUAGCAGUUUGUUUUUGCGGCUUUGUUGAUUGUGUUUUUCAUACUAGUACCCCAUAUUGUAUUCAGGUCCUCUGUCUAAAGUCAACUCCUGCCGCAUAGCAUUUCAAAAACACAAUGGUACCCUCUGCCUGUUCGCAAAAUAAGAGCAUCAAAAGUGAAUGCCCAAGUUCAGAUUGAAAUGGGUUGCUUCCCGACUAUGCAAUUUAGAAAGGGAACAUAACGGUAACCAAAUGUGCAGCGAAGGGGCCUUCUUCAUAACAUUACUUUUGGGCACUUGGCACUCAGUUUUCGUUUUUACAUAGUACCCACUUAUACAGUCUGACACAUACUGCAGAAGUUAACUACCUUACUCAAGGUAACAGCUGCCGUCUCCUACUUGAGAAGCAAACCUGCAAUAUCUGGGUUACAAGCCCAGUUUCCUUACCAUUAUACUCCAUUACCAUCUGUAUGUGUGUUUUUUCAGAAACAGUCUUACACCUAAAAUAUGUUUAAAUUCUUCAGACCUUUUGGUACAUUUGAGCAUGUGUCGUUAGAUGUAUCUCAGUUGUAAAUUAUAAGUGCAUGCACAUGCUUCUAAAUAAAAAAAUUUAAAAUGACACCACAUUGCCAUAUUUGGUAAGGGCGCAAAACAAGUAAAAUAUCACCAAAAUACCAAAUACAGUGGUAUUGAAGGAAUGUAAGAAAAUUGUUUUGCUGCGCCCUGAGUUGGUUUUAAAUUAUAUUUAAAUUAUUAUUUAUAUUAAAUUAUAAUUAUAUAUUAAAGUGUCAAUGGGAAAUGAGGUUACUUUAUUAUCUAAAAUGAUUGUAGACCAUCCUGUAGACUACUUGUAAAUUACAAGGUGGGUUAUAUUUUUUCAAAUUUCAGCACAUAUAGGAAAUAAAAAAAAUGGCAGAAGGGCUCUUGCCUUUGGAUGAGGGAAUAAGCUGUAUUAUUUGGGAGCUAUCAUUGUCUAGUAUUAUUGCUAACUGUAACAAUAAUCACCCCCAUCUUAUCGAGUAAAUACUAAUGUGUUUUCUUAAAAGUUUCCCCCCUUAUACCAAGGCCAAUUUACCAGUUGGGUCAAAUUUGUUCUGCUCCUUAGCAGAGAGGAUCAAUUUACAUGUGACAUUGUGAAAUAUGUAGCUAUUUAAUGCAUGUGCUAAGAAUUUCAGAAAUUCCCCAUAAAUAUCCAGGGAACUGUCCGUUAGUGAUAUAACUAGUACUGUUGAUAAAAUCUUGUCAUACCAGGCUUACAGCUUAUUCAUGCUACUGUAGCUACGACUUGGUGGCAUUAUAGAGAAAAUGGCAAAAAUUUAGAGUACUCUAGUUUUGGCAUGAACUGUCUGCUGUGUUACAGCAGUCCAUCCAAAUACCAUUAUACAUCAGGUGGGCAGCUGCCGGAAAUAUUUAAUCAUGCAUUCACUUCUGUAUUAAUAAUAAAUCUGAUACUAAAAUAUAGGUGCACCUUAUAUCACCUGUAAUCAGAUCUGAUCAGGAGAUGGUAAAUUUGGUAAAUGAGGCCCAAGGAAUCGGUCCAUAAUUGAAAUGUAAGGAACUGUUAGGUUUUCACUGCAUUUAACUGUAUAUUUUGCCCCUUGUGUCAAUACACAAAUAAUUCUUUACUGACUGAAGACUGUUAAUUAUUACCCAAGGCUACUGUUACAGCUAUCUUAAAACCCAUUAAUGUUUAUUUAUUCCAUUGGUUUAUUUUUUAUUCAUCUGUAAAAUUGUGGCUUUUCUUUGACUAAGUUAUAAGAGUGUUCUUAUUGUUGUGUCUAUGUCAACUCUUUUUUUCAGUGUAUUUGUAAAUAAUUCCAUCUGAUGUAGUGUCCUAGUACUGUACACCCUGCUUCAGUGAACUAUGGACACAUUGGAUAUUGGUCUGCUUGCUUGGCUCUGUGAGAUACCAGUGAGAAGCCACCUGCGGCUUUUUAGUUCACAUUUUAUCAUACAUUGCUACAUCAUCAGUAAUGUAGAGGUGUGUGUGUGUGUGUGUGUGCAUGCAUGUGGAUGUGUGUGUGUUGCUCCUGUUGAAGAGUCCAUGAUAGAUUUUUGCCCAACUAAUGAAAGGGUGAGAGAGAGAGAGAGAGAGAGAGAGAGAGAGAGAGAGAGAGAGAAAGAAACUAAGAUUUGCAGCAGGAAGUGCAUUGUCAAUUUCUUAAUGUGAUUACAUGAUGAUUCAUUUUUUUCACCUGAGGGUGGUCCAUCGUCAUAGAAACUGAAGAGAGAUCUGACUAAGGUUGUUGGAGCCGGGAAUCUGAGCAAGGGAAGGUACAACCAGCUGCUACUUUGGGAUGAUAUGUGAAUAGAAAGACAACACUCUUAUAGCAACUUAUUUUCUACAGAGUGAGAUUGCACAUCUCUACUUGUGCCGUAGAUUAUAAAUGAGCAUUGACACGAAGAGAAAAGAAUGAUCUUUCUCCCUUCAAUUAUUCAGUGACAUGCAAUUCAACAUAAACGGUAUGUUAUUAUACAACAGCUUGUGCAGCCUACAGUAUUUAUAAUUAAAUUUAUACAUUGGUUGCAAUUUGCAUGGCAUUUAAAAAUUUAUCUCAUUCUUGUAGAAAAUUAGCUGCGCUUAAAUUUCAAGCAGUUGAUUUUUGGCUGUAACUUUGCCACUAUAGAACCUAUGGUAUCAAUUUUUUAGCCAUAAACUGGACUUGAGAGAGCCACUCUCCCAAAAUAAUGACAACACACUAGAUUGUGAAAUGACUCACCAAUGUAUUCAGGACCUGAACAGAGCCUAUUCAUAAUAUUGUUCAAUUAUGUCAUCUUUUAGUGCAACCAGCAACAAAAGCCCCUAUAUUGAUGAAUACACAUGGCAAGAAUACAAAAGAAAUUUGGCUAAACAUUUUGCCUGUCUGAAAACAGCUGUAAAUGUAAAUUAUAUAAUUUUCAACUUGUUCUUCUUUAUUUUGACCCUUGUGGGCUGUAGUACUGUAGGACUAAGGCAGUGUUAGAGGUGUGUAGGCGUGUCCAAUUUACUGGAUUACAUCGCCCUAAAUUCCUCUGUUUAACAUGCUUAUUAAAGCAAGAGAUGGAUUUAAAGCCAAACGUCAUGCAUUUCACAAGUAUAUGAAAUAGAACAAGUAGUCAUAUAUAACUUCAGCCCUGCUGUAGCUGACAUAGAAAAUGAAACAUUUUUACAGCACGGAUUUAAAAAAAAUUACACAUAAAAUCAUAUUUCCAAGCUUUUCAAAGUAUAUACAGUAAAUCCCUAUUUAACCUAAUAUUCUGUGCAAACUGGGUGAAAUGAAUCUCCAUUUCAAGUAACAGUGAUGAUGUCUCUUACUAAAAUGCUAUAAAUUAGAGUGAAUGUGUGUAUAUGUGUGCCCAUGUUAUGCAUACGGUAUGUGUGUGUUUCCCUGUUGUAGAAUAAAGUGCUGAGUGUGCAAGCACAGACCUUGCAUUGUGACAUGUACUGCAUAUCUACAGUGUACCCAGCAUCUGAGCAUACAUCUGUAUCAUAUUAUGUACAAUACUAUAACCUGAAAAAUAAUGCAUGAAUGUAAAUAUUAAUAUAAAAGAACGGCCUUCUUGACUGUCUAUCACAUGUACAGAGUAAAAGAAAACAUGUUUAUAGGGAAAUAUAUAACAACAGAACUUGUUGAUAUGCUACAAAUCAGAAUUAACUGUUGUCAUGUUUCUGGAACAAGCCAUUAAUGUAUAUUUUGGUAAAUAAAGGUUGUUGCACAAUGUA